Momordica charantia (bitter melon) is the source of this 1639-nucleotide messenger RNA. Its product is annotated as ethylene-responsive transcription factor-like protein At4g13040. Gene Ontology annotation, biological process: regulation of DNA-templated transcription. Lineage: Eukaryota; Viridiplantae; Streptophyta; Magnoliopsida; Cucurbitales; Cucurbitaceae. Gene Ontology annotation, molecular function: DNA-binding transcription factor activity; DNA binding. The record is from RefSeq and is a predicted model, not a curated record.
CCUCGAAAUACGUAAAUGUUGGAAAAUUUCCAGCACAUGGACUGUGGUUGAAAUUUCUUUCAGUGAAGCGCAUUGAAACUACGUUCUCUCUCUCUUUGUAGUGUUUGUAUCCAUUUUAGACCACCACUGUUCAUCACCUUCCCCUCAGACUCCAAACAACAAUUUUACAAAAACAGGGGAAUUUCAAUUUCCAAGGAAACAAAAAGGUGGUGGUGGUAGAAGUAGAUUGUGCAUGAGUUCAGGAUGCUCAUAAAUCGUUUUAUUUCUAAUGUUCGCCACCUUCCCUUCUCUUCCUCUUCCUAAUCUCAAUCCCCUUUUGUUUCGAAUCGCUUUUCUCCGCCGUGCGCUUCCCACAGCCGCCGCCUCCUCAGAUGUGAGGUAAUACCACUGAGAAGAAGAUCGAACCAAACAAUUCCAUUUCCAUUCCUCUGAUAAGAAGAUUGAAGCUAUAAUCAUGGUGAGCUUAAGAAGGCGUAAACUCCUGGGAUUUUGCUCUGGGAAAGGCUCAUUUCUUGCUCCAGUUCACAAGUUUUCUGAAAAUUUGACUACCGAAAAUCCCAUACAUUGUACAAACUUUGUUAGCGUGCAUCCGAUCUGUUCAGACGACAUUAACAAGAUAAAGGAGAAUCCCAUUGCAAAUACAGAGCCUGAAUCUUCAUCAAGGGUAACUGUUUUGGAUACAUCAAAAGAGAAAAAUGAGGAGUCAAUUGCAGACCCGCCCGUACAGUGCAGAAAGAGACACUGGAGAAAGCGUUUUCCAGAUGAACCUUUCUUAAUGAGAGGGGUCUAUUUCAAGAACAUGAAAUGGCAAGCUGCAAUAAAGGUUGACAAGAAACAAAUACACUUGGGAACUGUAGGAUCACAAGAAGAAGCUGCUCAUUUGUAUGACAGAGCUGCUUUCAUGUGUGGAAGGAAACCAAACUUUGAGCUCCCAGAGGAGGAGAAGCAAGAACUGAGAAAGUUAAAUUGGGACCAAUUUUUAGCAGUCACUCGCCACGUCAUUACUAAUAGAAAACAGAAGAGGCUCAGCCCAGAAUCAAACAAGUCUAAGCUUCCUUCGUCGGGAAAUCAUGACUCGGACAAAAGACAUGGCAAGUUCAGUAACCUCUCAACUCUAGAAGAUAUGAAACCAGAAGCCUCUACCUCUUGAAGAUUAGAAUUCAAGAAGAAAAAGUUUAGUUUCCUUAUCUCUUCCUCAAGUAUGAUGGAGAUCUGCAGUUUUGAUUUUCCUCUGGAAUUUUGGAUGUACAUCAUUUUAGUGAUUUUUAGGUAAAUCCUUCAGAAUUCGAGCCAAUAAAAAGAUCGAUCGACUCGGGAGGGUUCUUUCCAUGCCUUCUUAUUUGGACAUUACUGCAAGAUGCUUCUUACGACGGGGCUCGAGCUAUUUUCCAGGCUCGGAACCCAUAGGUUCAGCCAUCCCUUGUUGCAGUGAUGUUUUUCACAUGAUCAAGGAACCUUGUUUCCAUGGAUGAAGAAGAUACCACUAUUAGCCAUCUUAUGUUCAUAGCUAUGCCUUUAUUUCAAGUUUCCAUUGUUAUUAAAUUAUUAUUUGAAGGUCCCCUUGAAUCCCUCAAUAAUAUGACAUUGUUGUUUUUCUUUUUUUCUAAUCAUUUUACUAUGUCUUAAAAGGAAUAAAAGU